This is a messenger RNA of Danio aesculapii, 1713 nucleotides long. RefSeq names its product aromatase (gene cyp19a1a). Lineage: Eukaryota; Metazoa; Chordata; Actinopteri; Cypriniformes; Danionidae. The transcript is spliced from 9 exons. Bases 1 to 1554 code for a protein of 517 amino acids. The record is from RefSeq and is a predicted model, not a curated record. Gene Ontology annotation, molecular function: iron ion binding; oxidoreductase activity, acting on paired donors, with incorporation or reduction of molecular oxygen; heme binding.
AUGGCAGGUGAUCUGCUCCAGCCCUGUGGAAUGAAGCCGGUGCGUCUCGGCGAGGCUGUGGUGGAUCUUCUUAUCCAAAGGGCUCGUAACGGCACUGAAAGGGCUCAGGAUAAUGUGUGUGGAGCUACAGCCACAAUACUGCUGCUACUACUCUGCCUGCUGCUGGCCAUCAGACACCAUCGACCACACAAAUCACACAUUCCAGGUCCAUGCUUCUUUUUUGGUCUGGGUCCUAUUGUCUCCUACUGUCGGUUCAUCUGGUCUGGGAUCGGGACUGCCAGCAACUACUACAACAACAGAUAUGGAGACAUUGUGCGGGUCUGGAUCAAUGGUGAGGAAACUCUCAUCUUGAGCAGGUCAUCUGCUGUAUAUCAUGUAUUAAGGAAGUCUCUGUACACUUCGCGCUUUGGAAGUAAAUUGGGUCUGCAGUGCAUCGGGAUGCAUGAGCAGGGCAUCAUAUUCAACUCAAAUGUGGCUCUCUGGAAGAAAGUCCGUGCAUUUUAUGCUAAAGCUCUCACAGGUCCAGGGCUUCAGAGGACUCUGGAGAUCUGCACCUCAUCCACAAACUCACACCUGGACGAUCUGUCUCAGCUGACGGAUGCUCGAGGACAGUUGGAUAUCCUCAAUUUACUGCGGUGCAUCGUGGUGGACGUUUCCAACAGACUGUUUCUAGGAGUCCCGCUCAAUGAGCACGAUCUGCUUCAGAAGAUUCAUAAAUACUUUGACACCUGGCAGACAGUAUUAAUCAAGCCUGAUGUCUACUUCAAACUGGACUGGCUGCACAAGAAGCACAAGAGAGAUGCUCAGGAGUUGCAAGAUGCCAUCGCGGCUCUGAUCGAGCAGAAGAGAGUUCAACUGGCACAUGCAGAGAAACUCGACCACCUCGACUUUACAGCAGAGCUGAUAUUUGCUCAGAGCCACGGAGAGCUGACUGCAGAGAACGUCAGGCAAUGUGUGUUGGAGAUGGUGAUCGCUGCUCCAGACACUCUCUCCAUCAGUCUGUUCUUCAUGUUGCUGUUACUUAAGCAAAAUCCAGAUGUCGAGUUCAAGAUCCUGCAGGAAAUGGACAGGGUUUUAGCUGGUCAGAACCUCCAGCACUUGCAUCUGUCCAAGCUGCAGAUCCUGGAGAGUUUUAUCAAUGAGUCUCUACGUUUUCACCCGGUCGUGGACUUCACCAUGCGGCGGGCGCUGGAUGAUGAUGUCAUCGAGGGCUACAAUGUAAAGAAAGGAACAAAUAUCAUACUGAAUGUGGGCCGGAUGCACAGAUCCGAAUUCUUCUCCAAACCCAAUCAAUUCAGUCUCGACAACUUCCAGAAGAAUGUGCCAAGCCGUUUCUUCCAGCCGUUCGGAUCGGGUCCUCGAUCAUGUGUGGGGAAGCACAUCGCCAUGGUCAUGAUGAAGUCUAUUCUUGUGACUCUGCUGUCUCGUUUCUCCGUGUGUCCCGUGAAGGCCUGUACCGUAGAAAACAUCCCACAAACCAACAACCUGUCACAGCAGCCGGUGGAGGAGCCGUCCAGCCUCAGCGUGCAGCUCAUCCUCAGAAACACUCUCUGAACAACACAUAUACAUACACACACUCGCCAUUACAUAUUUAUCCACUGCUUCUGGAUAUUUGUUGAAAUGUGUACUUUAUUGGGAAUGUAAUGUAACUAUUGGUAUAAUGUAUGAUAUCGUGCCUGUUUCUUCAUUUCUGUAACUAUUAUAAUGUAUAAU